Messenger RNA from Molossus molossus (Pallas's mastiff bat), 1350 nucleotides. Its product is annotated as fibrous sheath CABYR-binding protein-like. Gene Ontology annotation, biological process: negative regulation of protein sumoylation. The record is from RefSeq and is a predicted model, not a curated record. Gene Ontology annotation, cellular component: sperm fibrous sheath; sperm principal piece. Gene Ontology annotation, molecular function: calcium ion binding. NCBI's taxonomy places the organism in Eukaryota, Metazoa, Chordata, Mammalia, Chiroptera, Molossidae.
AUGGAAGGAAGUGAUGAACCUCAUCAGCCUAUCUCAGCAGGGAGGCAAGAAAUUCGAAAGAAAAGAAAACCCAGCCAACCAAUGGUAGACAAAUCUCAACAGACUGAAGUGACAGAGAAAAAGAUAUACUUGCCCUUACCACAAUCAUGUGACCUCGAAACUACCCUUAAUAUUAGUAACAUUCCUGGAAGCAAAGUCAACUCUGAGUCUGUUAGACUAUCUUCUCAGCUUCAGCAAACAUAGACAAAAAGGAAGCGUGUGCAACAUAUGACUGAUAUAUCUUUGCAGACAGACACUAUUGCAGAAGAGAACAAAGAAAUCAAAACAGUUGGUGCAACAGUGGUACCUGAAGAAAAGCCAGCUGUUGUUGGAGAAGCAGUUAAAAUGAUAAAAGGUACUCCAGUACUUUUAGAUAAGCAUGUCUUUCCAGGUGCAGGACAGGCUCCUAUGGCAGAAAAGAUCUCUGCUGAAGUGCAACCUCCACCAGCGAGAAGACUACAGCAGGCCCUUGCCAAAGUAGAGCCUACCUCUGCUGAAGAAUCACCUUCAGAAGAACCUCCCUCUGAAGUUCAUCCUCCAAUAGCUGAAGAGACUCCUGUUGAAAUACAGCCUUUCACGCUUGAAGAAACUUCUACAGAGAAGGCCCCUGCUGAAGUUCAGAUUUUACCAGCUAAGGAAAUCCCUGCAGAAGAUGCUAAACUAGUACCUACCCCUGCUGAAGAGGCUCUUUUGGAAGAGCCUUUGGCUUAUGUUAAGCCUCCAUCAACCAAAGAAGCUCCUACACAAGAGGCUACAGAAUUUCAAUCUUCACCACCUUUGGAGGCCCCUGCGCCUCCACCAGCUGAGGGGGUCCCUGCAGAGGAGGAAUCAGCUCAAGUUUAUUCUCCACCAGCUGAGGAGGCCCCUGCAGAAGAGGACCCAGCUGAAGUUCAUUCUCCACAAGUUGUGGAGAUCCCUGAAGAACAGGCCCCAGCUGAAGUUCAUUCUCCACCAGCUGAGGAGGCCUUUGUAGAAGAGAUCCCUGCUGAACUUCAGCUUCCACCAACUGAAGAAACUACUUCAGAAAUGGUCCCUGCUGAAAAACAGCCUCCAUCAUCUGAAGAGGCCACUAUUACUACACACAUCGUUAUAAAAUACUCUCCUGAAGAAGUUCAGCCUCCACCAUUUGAACAAACCCCUGCAGAUGAGGCUCUGGUAGAAAAUGUGUCUACUGAAUACUCAUCUUUGAAGACAAUAGAUGUCCCAGUGGCAAAAUCAGAAUCAGCGACAUUAAAAAAUAAAUCAAAAUCUAAAGCACCUUUAGCACUGGAUCCUGUUCCUGAAGAGUUGUCUAAUAUCGAGAAAGAAUAG